Sabethes cyaneus is the source of this 5334-nucleotide messenger RNA. RefSeq names its product electron transfer flavoprotein beta subunit lysine methyltransferase-like. Gene Ontology annotation, biological process: peptidyl-lysine trimethylation. The record is from RefSeq and is a predicted model, not a curated record. Bases 305 to 1264 code for a protein of 319 amino acids. Gene Ontology annotation, molecular function: protein-lysine N-methyltransferase activity. The transcript has 6 exons. Gene Ontology annotation, cellular component: mitochondrial matrix. NCBI's taxonomy places the organism in Eukaryota, Metazoa, Arthropoda, Insecta, Diptera, Culicidae.
GUGUUUUAGUUCGAUUUUUUAAAUUGAAAUUCCUUUAAAGAUGUGUUCGACGACGCUGUUCCUUUAAAACAAUUACGGCAAAGUUCAGUUUUUACAGUUGCCAGUCUUCAGUCAACAGCCGGCAUUUCAUUGGAAACUGAAAACAAACCGCUAGGUGAUAUUUUUGAGACUUUUGUGUGAGGAAAAGAGAGAAGGAAAUAUUUUUGCUUUUGUUUUCACAAACAUUCUCCCCGUUCAGCACACGGAAUUUCAUGUUCAAUUGGCAUCUUCAUACGAGAGGAAAUUCGUGCUUCGGACGAAAGCCAUGUGGUGGCAAAGGUUGGUGCACUUGCGAUAUCACCCCACCCAGUGCCAGUGGACCCAGCAGCUUAGGGAAGUCGUAAAUUGGAGGCGUUUACUGCUGUCUCAACGACGACGACAACAUCAGGCGGCGUCGUCGCAUGGCGCAGUACGUUAUCAUCACGAGGCCACUGCCGCCGGCGGCGGCGGUUCAAACAAACACCUAGCAACGACCACAGGCAACAAAAACAACAACAACAACGAGAGCAUGCUGAACCAUCCAUUAUCGACUGACCGCUUGCUGCCGCCACCGGAUAGCCGCAUUAAUCCCGCCGAGCGUGAAACCAUAUUGCGCAAUACGCGAAUUUCGCGUCGCCACAUGGUACCCGAGCUGGCACUGCAUCUUAUCACCGCGGAAUGCAGCAUUUAUCAUCAACCCAUCGGGGAUGACUUUUGCUUCCCGGCCGAACCGUUCUGGGGAUUUUUCUGGCCCGGAGGUCAAGCGUUGACCAGGUUCAUUUUAGAUAACAAACAAUUAUUCGCGGGAAAACACGUUCUGGAUGUGGGCGCCGGGUGCGGUGCCGGAGCCAUCGCCGCCAGGCUGGUCGGAGCAAACGAUGCCACUGCUAACGACAUUGACCCUACCGCACUGCAGGCCACCCUUCUGAACGCUGAGCUCAAUUCCGUGGACCUGGAGAUAAGUAGUCGAAAUCUGAUCGGACAGCCAUGUGAUAAUUGUGACGUCCUGUUGAUAGGAGAUCUUUUCUACGAUACCGAUAUCGCCGAGACGCUGAUUCCGUGGUUAGUGCAGCUGGCUGCUAAGCGAAAAAAUAUUUACAUUGGUGAUCCCGGACGACAUGGAUUGACGGAGACGCGCUUGCGGAAUAUGACGCAAGUAGCACGUUACCGGCUGCCGCCGGAUGUUUGCAUAGAAAAUAACGGGUUUUCGCAUGCUAGUGUCUGGGAAUUCGGGUCGUUUAAUUGAUUGUUCAGUUAAUACAACAUUAUGCAAUUUUAGCAAGCAAACAAAAAUUGCUUGUUAGAAAUUAAAUGCGCGAAAUGCGUGUGUUUCCCGAAUUAGGUGCGAGAUGCUGUAUUGUCAUUCUAAAUGUUAGCUAUCAGAAGCAAAAAUUUAUAAGACAUUUUCUGCAGUCUUUAGUGAUGCGAUAGGAUUAUAGGAAUACAAUUUGUUUUUGCUAGUAUGACAAGCUUAGGUAAGUUAUUGAGUUAUUUCUCAUGUAGUGAUCGACGCAACUUGAUUUUUGGAGAAAAAAAAUGAUUCACAUUUAUCAGGAAUCAAGUGGUCACUUUUCCGUAUUAAGCAAUCCAACUAUCAAACGAUCUGUGAAGAAAGACUAAGAAAUAUUUAUCAAGACUUCAGUAGCUAUCUUGAUUCACUCAACAGGCGGAAUAUCAAAGCGACUUACUUAGUGACCGAAGAUGAUGGUGCUACGGAAAGAUAUCCCGUUUUGCACUCAGUCGAUGAAGGAAAAAUUCGUAAUUUGCCUAAAAGCGAAGCCUCUGCUGGCGGUAAAUUUUCCUGCUUUGAAUAUGAAGGGAUAAAAGAAGAAAACUGAAUUUGCUGUUUGGUGCACUUGGGAACAAUUCGUACGUCUUCGGUGAAUAACGUAAGGAUUUUUUCAGUUGCUGACUAACGUACAAUGAACCAGAUUGACCAGGUUUUCACAGAGGGCCGAUUCUUCUCUAACAUCACGAUAUUGACUCUAACGAUCACCUAGUAGCAGUAUAUGUGCGCUCGAAACUGUCAACCGUAUACCAGAAACUUCAAAUUCGUUCUCGGCUAAACAUCAGACAGUUAAAUAACCUGCAGUCUGCCGAGAACUACGCGAGAACACUGGAUGAAGCACUGUCUUCUUCCGAAGAGUCAGGUGUUUCAAACCUCGAAGACGGUUCGGGCAGAAUACGCUCGGCUACCGGAACUAGGUGAAGAGCCCCGAGGUCUACAAAAUGAUUGAUUUGAUGCGGAAUGCCAACAAGUGCUUGGAAACAUUAUCUGAGCUUUGCCACCACGCAGAACUUGACCAAAUAGCAACGAACAAGGAACCAGUUGACCUACAGAAAGGUCGAUCGACUCGACUGUUGCAACUAUCGUGGCAUAACGCUGGUAAACGCCGCCUACAAGGCACUCUCCCGGAUCCUGUAACGUCGGCUGUCACGGAUAGCAUAGGGUUUUGUUGGGAAUUACCAGGCAGGCUUCAUGGGAGCUCGCACAACUACUGACCAGAUUUUCACCAUCCGACAGAUCUUGCAUCAAAUCUUUAUUGAUUUCAAAGCAGCAUACGAUACAGUCGAUCGAGACCAGCUGUGGCAGAUAAUGCACAAACAAGGAUUUCCGGAUAAAAAUAGACUAACGUGAUUAGUCCGAGCUACAUUGGAUCGAGUUUUGUGCUUCUUGCGCAUCUUGAGGACACUCUCGAGUCCCUUUGAGACGCGGUGAGGGUUGAGCUUGAGAUAACGUCGGCUUAUCCUGCAUGCUGUUCAACAUCGCUUUUGAGGGGGUGAUCCGACAAGCGGGUGAUCAAAACGAGAGCCAACUCCUAGACUUUGCGCCCUCCUGGGUAGAUGUCUUUGAUAUCAUAACCAGGGACUCUGCGACGACGGAAGCCAUCUACGCCAGACUGAAAGCGGAGUAUGGGAGGAUUGGGCUAGCAAUAAAUACGUCAAAGACCAAAUACAUGAAAGGAAACGCCUCAUAGGAAACAAACGUGGGUACAACAAACGAAGUACACUUUUUGAUAGUGUGAUGAAAUCAGUUUCAAAACUGUAAUUUAUUGAUUUAAUUAAGAUUUGUAUAAAGAAAAUAACAAGUUCUUACGUUCUAGUGUAAUUGUAGUCUUCUGGCAUUGCAACGUAAUUCAUGUGUCGAUCCAACACUGCGAAGCUAAUCUAAAUCAAUAAUCGAACAAAUGAUCGUGAGUAUAUAAGUGCAUGAGAAUACUUACAAACUAGCGGUAUAAUACAGGAUUUGCUGUACCAAUACGAUUUAUCAAGACCUGUUCUCCACAGGUAUAUUUUGUAACAAAUGAAAACUACUAGUUAUUGGCCGUUUAGGCAAGCUGAAGCAUCUAAAUAUUACAAAUUUUCACUUAAAAAACUACAAAAUCUUCUAUUAGACCACCAGUUGUUUACAGUUUUCCUAAUGAAUCGUCCACGUUGUCGGUCCAUUUAUGCUCCAUGUGACAGUUCUCGGUCGUAGCAUGACGUUAGCAUAGAUUGAACUGUCACUUGACACUAUCACUGAGCUGGGGAUCACAAGGGACACACGUACUGGUUGUCACUAUUUGCACAGUGGGUUUGUCAACAUCCCCCCGCCCGUGGAGUUCCGGGGAUCCCGACUUUUUAUUUAAACUGUUUCCUGAGGGUUCCUGCCACGUAUUCAGCCGACUCUUCUGGUCGACCACUACGACGACAUCGCCAGGUUCCAGAGCUUUCACUGGUUGAAAUCGACCUUUCACCGAAAUCAAAAGAAGAACUAAGAAGCUUUCUCGGACUGGUCACAUUUGUCUCGCGUUUCAUUCCGGAUUUGGCAACAGCAAACCAUCCAUUGCGAAAACUUAAAAAACAGUCUACGCCAUUCGAGUGGUCGAUGGAACACCAAAAAUCUUUUGAAAUGGUUAAACGUCGUAUCGGAUCAUUGGACUACCUAGGCUAUUUCGAUCCUAAAGAUCGCACAUUGCUGGUUACGGAUGCCUCAGGUGUAGGCCUAGGAGCAGUCCUAAUUCAGUAUAAAAACGAAAAACCAAGAGUCAUCAGCUAUGCUUCAAAAAGUCUCUCUCAAACGGAAAUAAAAUACCCUCCUAUUGAAAAAGAAGCUCUAGCCAUAGUGUGGGCUGUGGAGAGAUUUCGUAUAUAUUUAAUUGGCAUUAGCUUCGAGUUGGAAACCGACCAUCGUCCACUGGAAAGUAUUUUUACGAGCACUUCAAGACCUACAAUUAGAAUUGAGCGAUGGCUACUACGAUUGCAGGGAUAUAAAUUCAAGGUAGUGUAUCGGAAAGGAUCCGCCAAUUUGGCCGACUCGUUGUCGCGAUUAGCGGCACAUGUUAAUGAUGUACACUGGCAAGAUGAAUCGGAGGUCUACAUACGUCAGGUCGCGGCAGGUUUUCUCUCGACUUCCAACGCAGGAUAUGGGGCAGAGUUUGAUCUAGAUACUGAAAUUGAGAUAAGGGCUAUUCAGGAAACUGCAGCUAUCGAUAUUACCGAAGUAGUUCAAAUGACAAGAACAGAUGAAGAAUUAACUGCAAUCAAGGAAGCAAUUAUGUCUAAUAACUGGACAAACCCCAAAGUGAAACCCUUCGCCCCUUUUCAACACGAACUGAGUUACGCAAACGGCAUAAUAAUGCGUGGAAUGAAACUGGUUAUUCCAAAAAUGCUUCGAACCCGUAUGUGCCAACUAGCACACGAAGGACAUCCGGGACAUUCCGCGAUGAAAAGCAGACUACGAGACAAAUGUUGGUGGCCGAAUAUGGAUCAGGAGGCUGUGAAGAUGUGUGACCAAUGCGAGGAAUGUCGCCUCGUUCAUGCGGCAGCCCCUCCUGAACCAAUGGAACGACGGAAACUACCGGAAAAACCCUGGAUAGAUUUGGCGAUAGAUUUCUUGGGCCCGUUGCCUUCAGGAGAAUACAUACUGGUUAUUAUUGAUUACUAUAGCCGAUAUAUGGAAAUAGAAAUAAUGAAACGAAUAACAGCACAGGAGACGGUUAAACGAUUGCAGAAGAUUUUUCGAACGUGGGGAUACCCCCGGACAAUAACUCUAGAUAAUGGGAAACAGUUUGUCUCCCAAGAAUUCGACGAAUUUUGUAAAAGAACUGGCAUUGUCUUAAAUCACACUACGCCAUAUUGGCCGCAAGCUAAUGGCGAAGUGGAACGUCAAAACCGAUCGUUGCUAAAGCGACUGAAGAUCUCUAAUGCGUUAUAUGGGGAUUGGAAGACCGAACUAGACGAUUACCUGAUACUUUAUAAUAACAAUCCUCAUAGUGUAACUGGACAACCACCAAGUGAGUUGCUCCAAAAUCGUAAAUUGAGAUUUAAGAUACC